UGUACCCAAGUUUGCGGCUGAGUUGAAUUGAGACGUUAAGUUGAAUCGGAAGAAAAUUUUUGGAUAAAUCGAUGAAUCGCGUCAAAUAAACUCGUAACAUUGAGAAAUUACAAAAUGCAAAAUUCAUACUCUUGGUCAAGUCCAGCAACUACGAGAGAGGUAACAGUUGUUGAAAUUCGAAACCCAAUCAUACAACAGAAGAAAAAUGGAAAAAGAUAUACUGAUUUUGAAAUCUGCCUGAAGAGUAACAGCAAGGCAUUCACUAUUGGAAGGUCAUCUGUAAGAAGAAGAUAUUCUGAUUUUGUUUGGCUACGAAACUGGUUAAGUGAAAAUAACGAAGGAUUCUCAAGUAUAAGGAAGACUCCAUCUCUGCCACCAAAGAAACUAAUUGGGAGAUUUGAAGUUGAGUUCAUACAAAACAGAAUGAAAGGAUUGCAAAGAUUUUUAAGGAAGGUUAUAGAGCAAAAUGUGUUCCUCUCAGACAAGGCUUUGCAUCUCUUCUUGCAGAGUAAUUUAAGUGUAAAACAGAUUGAGAAUUAUUUAACUGGUAAGCCUGUGGAUGACAAUGAUUGUGUCACUACUCAAAAAAUAAUGAAUGAUAAUGGGAACAGUUUACAGGAAGAAGUUGAUCCACCUGGUUUGUCUCGUUCAUCAACAGAAAAUAUUACAUCACUCCAAAGAAUCACAGAAGACAGUGAGAAUUGCUCAUCAAUUGACUCUGAUACUGUUAUAUGCUUUGGAAGUGAAGACUCUAGCCCUGUGGCCAAUGUAGUUGAAGGUAGCACAAGGAGGGGUUUGAAUGGACAGAAAGAUAACUUUAUCUGUGAAAGCUUUUCUUCUGCCAAGAAGCAUACAAAUGAGGAUACCGUUGGAUCAGCUGGUUCUGACAUGUCACAAACUUGUAGCCCAAGUGACUUAGAUUUUGUUUUUCAUAAGCCAGUUUAUGGUAGCACCAUGUCCUGUAGAACUGACAAGUCUGAAGAGUUGGAAGAUAUUGAUUCAGGUACAUGCUUCAUUGAAAGCAAACCAAUGGAGUGUCCACCAAAGUUUUCUCUGUCAGUUGAUACAUUAUCUGUUGGUUCUUCUCCAGAGGUAUCUGACCGUGGUCUAAUAGCUGCUGUGCCAAUAAUUCAAAGUUACAGUCAAUGACUGACAUUAAUCUUAGUAGAUUGUACUCAAGCGUUCAAGGAAUUGUCACCUUACAAACCUUUUUGCCUGUUUUAUCUCAUUAAAUGUAUUAAAAUUCCAAUUUUGUAGCAAAUGUAUCAUCUUAAAACAAGUUUUGUUUGCCACACUAAUUAUAUUUCAAUAACUCUUUGAGUUUGACCAAUAAAAAUCACUGUUUGUUGCAUACAGCUCUAAAAUUUAAAAACAAAAUAUGUAAUGUUCUGCUUUGUUGUGCCAUCCUUAAAUUUUGUGGUACCAACAAAUCACCAUCUGAAAUUAAUUACAUACAACCCAUGAAAGGUAAUUUCCAAAGUACCAUGUCCUGCACUGGAGCAUUAGGUAACAUCCUAAUUCUUCCAUACCUUGGAUUCAAUCACCAAUUACUGUUAUGAAGUCAUACAAUGAGAGUUAAACUAUCUUAUACUGUAUGAAUGACACUGCCUAACAGGUAUCAAAUGUAAUGCAUUCAUGAUCCCUUAUCUUCUUGUAAUUGAACUUCAUUGUACCUAAAAAUAUGCCUUGCUUAUAUAGUUUGAACGGAAAAUUAAUACUUAAAUUAUGUUGUUAUAUUCCUUUGCCUCAAAAGGUGAAUUGUCUAUCAGCAGUUCAAGAGCAUAUUAGGAGUAGAAUAUGCAUACAACAUGUGGUAUGGUUUUAUAAGUGAAAAUAUCCAGUUUAAUUGUAAAUUUAGACAAUUAAUUUUUCUGAAUAAGAAUUUUUGUAAAUAUAAUUCGAAAAUAAAUAUGAUUUGCUUCU
Rhopilema esculentum is the source of this 1923-nucleotide messenger RNA. RefSeq lists its product as uncharacterized. Gene Ontology annotation, molecular function: phosphatidylinositol phosphate binding. Gene Ontology annotation, biological process: intracellular protein transport; vesicle organization. NCBI's taxonomy places the organism in Eukaryota, Metazoa, Cnidaria, Scyphozoa, Rhizostomeae, Rhizostomatidae. The record is from RefSeq and is a predicted model, not a curated record. Gene Ontology annotation, cellular component: endosome.